AUGGACGUCGUGGUUGAGGACUGGCGCGACGUCAGCGAUGAGGCGCGACACCUGUUCGAGAUAGUCAACCUCGUAGUCAUCAGCACCGCCAUCGCUCUGGCUGGCAUCGUCGCCAACGUCAUCAACAUCAUCAUUUUCUACAGGCAGGGCCUGCGAACAACGGUCAACAUCGGCUUCACGGCCCUGGCCGUCUCGGACCUGCUCAGCCUGGUCACGCACGAGUGGUACUUCCUCUGCUUCAACCCGUUGUUCGUCAGCUCCGGGCUGGACAUUGUCCCGUCCGAGGUCCAGCAUCUCACGGCCGGGUUCCCCCACACGUGCUUUAAGCUCACCACCGCGUGGAUCGCCGUGUACAUCACGUUCGAACGUUGCCUGUGCAUCACGUCACCGCUGAAGGUCAAGCGCAUCCUCACGCCUAGGCGCACGAAGCUGGUCGUUUGGGUCAUCUACUGUGUUAUGCUUCUGUCACUGCUGCCCGAGUACUCCACGGCGUACCUGGACUGGAAGUUUUACCCCGACGCCAACAGGACGCUUCUCGGUUUGGCGUUCACGGCCGAUCGCGCUAAGAUCGAGGGCGUGUCCUUCAUGCUCUACGGGAUCUAUAUGCUCAUCGCCUUCCCGAUACUAAUCGUAUGCUCCCUAAUCCUAACGACAAAACUGAACCACAGUUCGAAAUGGCGCCAGGAGAACUCGAGCCUGGGGAAGUGCCUCGUCAAGGAAAAGAGAACUCUGAGAAUGGUUGGGGUGAUGUCCCUCGUGUUCAUCGUCACCUUCACCCCGGCCGUGUCCAUCUGCACUUCGGUCUUCGUCGAGCCGGAGUUCAGCGUUGUGGGGCGCCUGAGGAACUUGUUCUUCGUCGUGUCGUCGUUCGGUUGCGUCUGCGACGCCACGAACUCGAGCGUCCCGAUUCUGUCUUACUACACCAUGAGCUCCAGGUACAGAGAGCAAUUUCGAGCCCUGUUU
Messenger RNA from Lymnaea stagnalis (great pond snail), 963 nucleotides. The record is from the annotation of a GenBank genome assembly. NCBI's taxonomy places the organism in Eukaryota, Metazoa, Mollusca, Gastropoda, Lymnaeidae.